Messenger RNA from Impatiens glandulifera, 1018 nucleotides. Its product is annotated as protein GID8 homolog. The record is from RefSeq and is a predicted model, not a curated record. Bases 87 to 818 code for a protein of 243 amino acids. Gene Ontology annotation, cellular component: cytoplasm; nucleus. The transcript has 6 exons. Gene Ontology annotation, biological process: proteasome-mediated ubiquitin-dependent protein catabolic process. Lineage: Eukaryota; Viridiplantae; Streptophyta; Magnoliopsida; Ericales; Balsaminaceae. Gene Ontology annotation, molecular function: protein binding.
AGGACUCAAUCGAGAUUCCAUUCGUUAAAGAGAGUAGAUUUGAGAAGGGUGUAGAAAUUUUAGAUGGGUUUGACGGCGGCGCACUGAUGUCAUUGUUCUGGAUCGUCAUCCGUCAGCUUGCAGAGAUUGAAGCUAUGCAGGCUACUUCAAAGAAAGUUAUCACAAAGGAGGAAUGGGAGAAAAAGCUUAAUGAUGUUAAAAUUAAGAAAGAAGAUAUGAAUAAGUUAGUUAUGAAUUUUCUUGUUACUGAAGGUUAUGUUGAUGCUGCUGAAAAGUUCCGAUUUGAGUCUGGAACUGAACCAGAUAUAGAUCUUGCAACAAUAACAGAUCGGAUGGCAGUUAAGAAAGCGGUACAAUGUGGAAAUGUUGAGGAUGCAAUUGAGAAAGUUAAUGAUUUGAACCCUGAGAUAUUGGAUACAAAUCCGCAGCUGUUUUUUCAUCUUCAACAACAGAGGCUGAUAGAAUUAAUUCGAAAUGGAAAGGUGGAAGAAGCUUUGGAGUUUGCUCAGGAGGAGCUUGCACCUAGAGGAGAAGAAAAUCCAAGCUUUUUGGAAGAGUUAGAAAGGACAGUCGCAUUGCUGGCAUUUGAAGAUGUCGCCAACUGUCCUGUUAAAGAUCUUCUAGACAUAUCUCAGCGCUUGAAGACUGCCAGUGAGGUCAAUGCAGCCAUCCUUACGAGCCAGAGUCAUGAAAAAGAUCCAAAGCUCCCAAGCUUGCUAAAGAUGUUAAUAUGGGCACAGAAUCAGCUGGACGAGAAAGCUGCUUAUCCUCGCAUUAAAGAUCUCUCGACAGCCAAACUCGAAGGUCCUUCUAUUUGAAGGCAACAGAAAAACCUCUUGUACUCUUUUUCUUUAUAAACAAGGCUGUAAGUAGUUCGGAUUCUUGAACGGAUAAGGCCUUUUCAAAGUUGUUUCAUCUAUUUAUGUUAUCUUGUUCUAAAAUUCUUUGUACAGCGUUUAGACUAUUAUUAUGGUUCUAGUAUUUCAAUUUCAAGAAAUUAGCAAGUAUUCGCAUUGAA